Messenger RNA from Hippocampus zosterae (dwarf seahorse), 1450 nucleotides. Its product is annotated as myeloid-associated differentiation marker-like. Bases 216 to 1067 code for a protein of 283 amino acids. The transcript has a single exon. Gene Ontology annotation, cellular component: membrane. NCBI's taxonomy places the organism in Eukaryota, Metazoa, Chordata, Actinopteri, Syngnathiformes, Syngnathidae. The record is from RefSeq and is a predicted model, not a curated record.
ACCAAGGAUGCCGUGUUUGACGACACGCCCUGCAGGCCAAGUUUCGCUUUGAAAGAACAUACAGCAUGCGUUUUCUCGCCUGCGUGGAUUUCUUCGACGGGCUCCGCUUCUCAAACUCUUCCGUUGGGGUAUUCCGGCGCAAAGGAAUGGAUUGAGUAGCGGAGAGGAUUGCGAGGGGAUCAUUUCUGAGGUCAAAGCUAUUCGCCAGACGAGCCAUGAUCCACGUCGACGUCCACUCGCUGACCCAGCCGGUGGGCAUCCUGCGGCUGAUGGCGGCUAUCCUCACGUGUGUGUGUUUUAGCCUGGUGGCAUCGGCGGGCUACGUGCCGUCUCCUUACUGGGCCUGGUGCAUGUUCACCUGGUGCUUCUGCUUCUUCUUCACUCUCCUCAUCCUCAUCUUGGAGUUCACCACCUUCAGCGCCAAGUUGCCCUUCGCCUGGGAUGACUUCACCACCGCCUUCGCCAUGCUGGCGAGUCUCAUGUGCCUGGCCGCCUGCGUCAUCUACCCGACGUUUUUCACCUGCGCCGUCUGCUACCGGCAGAUCGGAGCUUCCGUGGUGUCCUGCGUGUGUUGCGGGUUGUACGUCGGCGAGGUGACGCUAAAUCGCCUGCGGCCGAGCGGGCAGAUCCGAGGCUUCCUCUCCACGCCGCCCGGCAUGAUGAAGAUGCUGGAAACUUUCCUCGCCUGUCUCAUCUUCACAUCUCUGGAGGAAAGUCAGUACGGGCACUCUCCUGAACUGCAGUGGUGCGUGGCUGUGUACUCCUUGUGCUUCAUCCUCGCCAUGCUCGUCAUCCUGAUCACCGUUGGACAGCUGACCUCGCUACUGCCGUUUUUUGACAAGAUGGUGAUCGUCUAUGACAUUUUAGCAGCAGUUAUGUAUCUGACAGCUAUGCUGAUCUGGCCGCUUUUUAGUUUCCGAAAUAAUCGGAGACCAGCGAACUGUGGCUACCUGUGUUCAUGGGAUAAACUGGUGAUGGUCACCCUCAUGACAAUUCUCAACUUUUGUGUUUACGUCCUGGACUCUGUCUACUCUAUACGGCUCGUGUUGAGUGUCAGCGCGGAGUGAAGCUGUUUUUAAAACUGAAAAAAAGGUUUCCUGUGCUUGAAUCAUUGUGUGCAUGCGACUUUUAAAUUGCUUUUUAUACAAUAGAAUGUCCUUUUGUCGUUUUUUUUUUUCAUUCACGAUAAAAUGAGCGCAGUUCAUGCUUUCAAGUUUGAUGGACUGGAGUAUAGUUAAUGAUUAAAAUGGUAUCGCUGCCAUAAAAGCAAUGACUGACAAAGGCAGUCAUUGCUGGGUUCCACUGAACUUGUCGUUAGAAGCCUGUGAUUCAACAGAGUGUCAAAUCUCUCUAGAGCAGAGGUGGGCAAACUAUGGCCCGCGGGCCAAAUCCGACCCCUUGGUCUUUUUAACCCGGCCCGCCGAAGGUUGGUACACAAUUAAGGUUCCAU